Messenger RNA from Dictyostelium discoideum AX4, 3207 nucleotides. RefSeq lists its product as hypothetical. Gene Ontology annotation, biological process: vesicle-mediated transport. Lineage: Eukaryota; Evosea; Eumycetozoa; Dictyosteliales; Dictyosteliaceae. The transcript has 2 exons. Gene Ontology annotation, cellular component: cytoplasm. The record is from RefSeq and is a predicted model, not a curated record. The coding region runs from base 1 to 3207 and encodes 1068 amino acids.
AUGUUAAAUCCAUUUGAAUUAAUACCAAUAAUAAAGAAUGCACCAUGCAAAAUUGAAUCGAUUGAAAUUUGGCAAAAUAAUAUAUAUUUAGGUACAAAUGAUGGUCAAAUUUUAUUAUAUAUCAUUGAAAAAGUAGAAAAUAAUAAAAAAAUUACCUUUAAAAGUAGAAUGGAAAAUAGUAAAUCAUUAGGAUAUGGUAAAAAACCUGUUGAUAAAUUAUUAUUAAUUGCAGAUAUUGGUAAAUUAUUAACUCUUUGUGAUGGUAAUUUAGAUGUUUUUAGUAUGUAUAAUUUAGAUGGACCAAAUACUCAAAAUGGUAUAUCAACAAAUAAAGGUGUAAUAACAUUUUGUUCAAAGAAAAAGAGUCAAGAAUUUAAGAUAUGUGUUGUUACAAAAAGGAAAUUAACACUUUAUGAAUUUAUUGGUGUAUUUGAUAUGUAUAGGGAGAUUGCAUUACCAGAGUUAGCAUUAACGGUUGAAUGGUGUAAAACAAGUUUAUGUGUUGGAAGUAGAAAAGAGUAUGCAAUCGUUGAUGCCGAUAGUGGACUCUAUAAGAGUCUAUUGGAGUUGGAUAAGAAUGUACCGGGUCCACGUACAAAGUUAAUAUUGGAUCAAGAGAAAUUCCUAUUGACGACAGUGGACCUAUCGGUGUUGGUGGAUUUGCAAGGUGACAUUGUCCAAGGGUCAAUCAUUUGGGACAGCAAUCCAAUGUCGAUGUCGUACCUGGAGCCAUACCUCAUCACCAUACUCCACAACCGGUGCAUAAACAUACACGAUAUGAAAAACCAAAAACUCAUUCAAGAGUUGAAUAAUAGUUCGCAUAAUAAAGGCGCAUCGUCGUCAUCGUCAGUGAUAUCAUUCCAACAGAUUUUCGAAGGACGUGGUAAUGGCAAGGAUUUCAUAGUUUUGUAUGGCAGUUCACCCAAUUCCGUGUACUGUUUGCAUGUUGGGAAUAUCGAUGAUUUAGUACACCAAUUGAUUAAUAGGGGCGAGCAUGAGGAGGCCAUAAGGUUGUUUGAAAUAUUUUUCAAGAGGGAGAGGGCCGAGCUCGAGGAUGGGUACGACCCAAAUAGGGAGAAACAAAUUCACCAAGCUAGACUUUGCAAAGUUUAUGAAUUGGUUGCAAUGUCGGAAUUCUAUAGAUUUAAAUUCUCUUCAGCAUUCAAGUAUCUCCAAUUAUCAAAAUUGGAUCACCGUGCUAUCAUAUCAUUCUUUCCAACUUAUAUGCCCUAUCAAACUAACUAUCGUUCACCAUUUGAUCAAUCUGAUAUUUUCAAAUCCAUUAAAGAUAGUGCAAUUUCAAAUGCACCAAAUACAAUUGAAUUAAAAGAUGUAGAUUCAUUAAUUGAUGAUUCAAAAUCGCAAUUAACUUUAUAUUUAGAACAUUAUAUAAAUAAUAUUAAUAGUAGUAGUAAUGCAUUGUUAAGUGGUAGUGAAGAAUUUAAAGAUUUAACAACAGUUUUAUUAAAGCUAUAUUCUGAAUCAAAUAAAAUUUCAAAAUUAAUAUCAUUAUUAGCAAAAUGUAGAGUUAAUGGUGGUAAUAGUGUAAUUAAUAAUCAAUUCUAUAUUCAAGAUGUUGAAGAAUGGUUAAAUAAUAAACAACUUUAUAAACAAUUAGGAUUGGUUUAUCAGUAUACUGAAAAGUAUAGAAAAGCAUUAUUACUUUGGAAUAGAUUAUCAUUGGGUGAAUUAUCAGAUCAUUUCAAUUGUAAUGGUAUUGAAGAAUCAAUUCAACUUUUAGAAUGUAAACAAAAUCAAGAUAUAUUACCAGAACCAAAUAAAGAAUUGGUUUGGGAAUUUACACCAUUUUUAAUUAAAAUUACACAAGAACAACAACAACAACGAAAUAAUAAUAAUAAUAAUAAUAAUAAAGACAACCAAGAUGAUGGUGAUGAUGAUGAUGAUGAUUCUAUAAAACAAUUACCAAUGAAAAUAUUUUUAAAGAAAAGAAAAGAUCAAUUUAUAAUUGAUGAUGUUAUUGAAUUUUUAACACCAUUUGGUGAUUACUAUUUUCAAAUCUAUUUAGAAUAUUUAAUUUAUCAAGAAGAGAAUAGGGUUGAUUAUUUACAUACAAAGUUAGCAACUUCAUAUAUUGAACAAAUCUUUAAGAAUUGCCCAGAAUUACAAUCUUCUCAAGGUAGAACCGAUAUACCAAUUGCAAAUUCUGAUAGACAAAAAUUGAUUAAUCUAUUGGAAUUAUCAAAUUGUUAUAAUGCUUCAACAUUGUUACAUCGUGUUCGUAAUAGUUUACUCUAUGAAGAAUUGGUUAUACUUUAUCUUAGAAUCGGUCAAUAUGAAAAGAUGUUUAAUAUUAUAGUUUGGAAAUUAAAUAAUUUUAAAAAAGCUGAAUAUAUUUGUGAAUCUUUUGAUCCAAAUUUUAGUUUAUCAAUUACAAAUGUAGUUAGUACUCAAACUACAAUAACACCAACAUCUUCAAAUACACCAAAUUCAUCAUCACCAACAAUCAUGGGUACUUCACCAUCAACAACAAAUUUAAGAAAUUCAAUUAGAUUAUCACAACAAAAUAUAAAUAAUAUAAAUAAUAAUAUUCAAAUAUCUUCAUCACCAAUACAAGGUUUUAAUUUAAUUAAUAAUAAUAAUAAUUUAAAUAAUAAUAAUAAUAAUAAUAAUAAUGAUUCAAAUUUACCAAAAUCAUCAUUAUAUGAUUCAAAAAGACAAGAAUUAUUUUUAUGUUUAUUAAGAACUUAUUUAAAUUAUAAAGAACAAAGUUUAAAGAGUAGUGUAAAGAAUCAAUUAACAAAUUCACUUAUAAAAGAUUCAAAUGGUGAGCCGAUUAUACCACGUUAUAUCAUUGAAUUUUUAAAUCAUUAUUAUGAAGAAAUGGAUCCAAUAAAGGUUUUGGCACUAUUACCAAACUCUAUACCAAUUAAUUUAUUAGAGAGUUAUCUUUCAAAUAGCUUCAAUUAUUCAAUUAGUCAACAACGUGAAUCUAAAAUCGUUAAAAAUUUACAAAAAUCUUUAAAUCUAUCAACUAAAUCCGAAUAUAUGAUGGUUUGUUCUGCUUCGGUUUAUAUUGGUCCCGAUAGACGUUGUGCCGUUUGUUCAAAACCAAUUAGUGAUCGUGUUUUCGUUUACUUUCCAAAUGGUACAAUAGUUCAUCCAAAAUGUUUCCAAAUACCUUUUAUUUGUCCAAUUUCUGCAAGAAACUUUAAAAUGAAUCCUGUUGAAUUUCCUCAAUCAAUUUAA